CAAAGUCUGCACAAAUACGACAGCAGAUUGCAAUUGAGAAUGGCCGAACAAGCAACAGAAGAGGAUAUUCUCCUCGCCAAGCGCAUCAUCUCCGCUGCGGAACGUCACGAUGUCCCAGCAUUGAAGAUUUUGCUCAAGGAAGGCUCGGCGAAUGUCCAGGACCCAACGGCAACAGUCGCAACAUCACCACUUCAUGCCGCUAUUGCCUCAUGUGGCAAAGCGGAGGAGGGAAAGAAGGUGGGCGACGAUGCGGUGCAAACGGUUGAAUUGCUACUCCAGAAUGGUGCUAUCUGGAACGACCUGAACAAGGAGGAUGAAACACCUGGAUGUAUCGCUCUACGUCUCAACCAAAAGCAAAUCUACGACAUCAUGGUUGAGGCUGGUGUCCGCGCCGAGAUCCUGUUUGCCAAAUUGGCAGCCUUGGGCCUAGGAGAUGACGCAGACGAGGAAGUGGCAGCGGAAGACGAAGACGAAACCCGCGACGAGCAGCCCGCAGCCAAGAAACAAAAGGUCUCCGAGGAAGACGCAAAAGCCAUCCAAGAAGUCGUCGAAGAACAGGUCCUAGACGAUGUCUCACUAGACAACCGUGCCUAUCUGAAGAGCCAGCUGCGGUACAAGCCCGGUAUCCUCCUCGAUGAGAGCGACAACGCCGUGAUGAUGGACUGGGAAACCCAAAUCAUGCAGCGCCACGCCGAAACUCUGAUUCCCAAAUCUGGUCUGCGAACUAUGAACGUUGGCCAUGGCAUGGGAAUCGUGGAUACUGCUAUCCUCACGCAUGAUCCUGCUGAGCACCACAUCAUCGAAGCGCACCCGCAGGUGCAUCAGCGCCUGCGUGAGCAGGGGUGGUACGACAAGCCCAAUGUCAAGAUCCACGAAGGCCGAUGGCAGGAUAUUCUGCCCAAGCUAGUAGAGCAAGGUGUUGUGCUCGAUGCGAUUUACUACGACACCUUCGCAGAGGACUAUGCUGCGCUGAAGGAGUUCUUCGCCGAAUACGUCAUCCAAUUGCUUGCAAAGGACGGCAAGUUUGGGUGGUAUAACGGCCUAGGCGCAGAUCGACAGAUUUGCUACGAUGUUUACACCAAGGUUGCGGAGAUGGAUCUUUAUGAGGCGGGCUUCGACACGACAUGGGAGGACAUUGAAGUUCCCUCGGGUCUGCAUGGAAGUGAUCAGUGGGCGGGCACGAGGCGUCCUUACUGGACGAUUGAUAUAUACCGACUACCAGUCAACACGUUCAUCAAAUGAGCGUAACCCGGAGGUGACCACCUUAUCAUGGGAAAAAAAUAUCAAAGUCAAUCAAUGAAAUUCCGAACUUUAAGAUUACAAUCUCCUACAUACUGCUAGCUAUACAGCUUACCACAGCGUUUCACAUCGACGUCCUUUGUCCCUGGCACAUCCAAUACUCUUACUUAUCACAUAGAACUUAAAUGCAUCCGGUCCGGUCAUACUUGGCCCUCUUUUCCGCAUCGCUCAACACCUGAUUCGCCUCAGUAAUCUCCCUGAUCUUCUCAUUAGCCUCUUGUUGGGCGGCCUCGGGGACUUUAUUGGGGCUGUAUUUCAAGCCCAGUUUAUCCGGAUGGUGCUUCAAGCUCAUUUUGCGAUAUGCUUUUGUAAUAUCGCUUGCGCUUGCUGACUUGUCUACUCCUAAGACUUCGUAAAGAUCGUGUUUUGGUUUCACGCCAAGUUCCGGUGGAGGAGUCG
Molecule: messenger RNA, 1698 nt
Organism: Cucurbitaria berberidis CBS 394.84
Lineage: Eukaryota; Fungi; Ascomycota; Dothideomycetes; Pleosporales; Cucurbitariaceae
Product: arginine N-methyltransferase 2
Exons: 3
Coding region: 40-1242 (400 amino acids)
Biological process (GO): peptidyl-arginine methylation
Cellular component (GO): nucleus; cytoplasm
Molecular function (GO): protein arginine N5-methyltransferase activity
Source: RefSeq, a predicted model, not a curated record